ACCUAUUUCUUUUGCUUCCGGCUGUCAAUUUGUGCGGUUGAUACACGUGAAUUUUUCGUGAGAAAUUUACGAUUUUUACAAAUAAACAUGGAUAAACCAGUUGUUUGGGCUCGUGUGAUGAAAGUUUUGGGACGUACCGGUUCUCAGGGUCAGUGUACACAAGUGAAAGUAGAAUUCAUUGGUGAACAGAACCGUCAAAUCAUCCGCAACGUCAAGGGACCCGUCCGUGAAGGUGAUAUUCUGACCCUACUCGAAUCUGAACGUGAGGCGAGAAGACUUCGCUAAUCAAACAAAGAUCGUGUUGAAAAUGAGUUGGUUAUUCUCUUCUAACUGAUACGUGCUUGUCAGAUGUAAUUCUAUACGUGGGGUAUUAAUUACAAAGAAGUAAAACAAUGAAUAAACAAAUCGUUUGAGUAGAAAAAA
Anastrepha obliqua is the source of this 423-nucleotide messenger RNA. It is a transcript of the gene RpS28b, whose product is annotated as 40S ribosomal protein S28. The transcript has 2 exons. NCBI's taxonomy places the organism in Eukaryota, Metazoa, Arthropoda, Insecta, Diptera, Tephritidae. Gene Ontology annotation, biological process: maturation of SSU-rRNA; ribosomal small subunit assembly; translation. Bases 88 to 285 code for a protein of 65 amino acids. The record is from RefSeq and is a predicted model, not a curated record. Gene Ontology annotation, cellular component: ribosome; cytosolic small ribosomal subunit. Gene Ontology annotation, molecular function: structural constituent of ribosome.